Messenger RNA from Corythoichthys intestinalis (scribbled pipefish), 4510 nucleotides. Its product is annotated as sodium channel and clathrin linker 1-like. The transcript has a single exon. Bases 49 to 1554 code for a protein of 501 amino acids. NCBI's taxonomy places the organism in Eukaryota, Metazoa, Chordata, Actinopteri, Syngnathiformes, Syngnathidae. The record is from RefSeq and is a predicted model, not a curated record.
CUUGAUAACAUCUAUCAUCUUUGUAAUACCUUACUUGUAAUUGGCAAAAUGCGGAAAAAAUAUCACAUACAUCAUUGCAAGACCCCAUCCAGCUGUAAUCAAACUUUUAAUUCAAUGGGGGAACCGGAAAACUAUGAUCGGUACCUCGAACAAAAGCGGGCCCAACGGGAUGAAGCCAUGACAAUCAAGAGGUUGGCUAAUCUGAAAUUAAUGGAGUCAAUCGCAGCCCAGGAAAAAAAAGUGAAAGGUCUCGAACUGGUCCUUGAGAGACAGAAAUUAAUUAACGAAAACUUCCGGGAGAUGGCGGACAAGAAAUUGUUUGAGGAAGGAGUCCGCUUUACCAAAAUGAACAGGUACAAACUUAUGAAACAUGCCGAAAUUGAGAAGCUGAAUGAGCAAAUUGGAGAAAUGAAGAAGGAAAUACCGGAGAUUGAGAAUACGCUGAGCAAAUAUGAGCGCUACAAACGGAGCAUUUUCAAAUUGGCUGCCCCGGACAAGGAAGAGAAUAUGAACGUUCUACCGGACCAUGAGCAGAUACUGGAGCGUAUGGAAAACCUGAGAGAGCAAAACCAGUUCCUGCUGCCUUAUGCAGUCAAGAAUAAUUACGCGCUCCUUGGGCAACAGCAAAAAUUUGAAAACACCAAGAAGAAGAACGAACAGGAUCUUGAGAAUCUACGAACGGAGAUCAGUAGUGUGAAAGCUAAAAUUGAAGAAGAGACAAAAACCUCGUUAAAAAUUUCACAGAUGGUGAAGCUCUACAAAGAAAAUCGGAAUGUAGAGCUAGAAACAGAAUUGGAAUCGCUGACUGCUAAGGUGACAAAAGUGUAUCGCUCUUGUUCAACUUCCACUCAUUUCUUAAACCCAUUAAAGAAGAUGAAGCGUGUGGAGGAACAGGUGUUUGCUCUGAUGGGGAAGAUUGACACCAUCCCGAAGGACCUCCUCAAAAAACUACAAGCCGGCUUCUAUCGGAGGCGAUUGCAAGAAGAAGAAAAGCGGAUACAAAGAGAAAGGGAGGACAAAAGGUUAAAGAGGUCCCAGCAAAGGUCUGUACAGAAAGUUCCAAAAAGUGAGCCAAAAGAUGUCCGUACCAAACGUGUCAUGAUACGUUACAAGGUGGCCGCUCGCCCAAAGGCGUCCAAAAAGGCUCAUGCCGCCGAGAAGAAAGUCAAAACUUUUGAAGACGAGAUCUGGGAAGAUGUGGUACAUGCCGGGGACGGGGCCUGCGUCCUCCUGCCCCGACUCAAUGCGGACAAGACCAAAUCAGUGAAAAAGGUCAAGGAGCCAAACGUCCCAGCUGUCGAAGUGAAGCAACCACGCAAAAAGGCCGCCAAGGCCGACCUCGAGCAAACUCAUUUGCCGCCCAUUUCGGCAAAGGAGAAAUCCGAGGACGAACUUGUGGCACCACCCUAUCCCAUCACUCCGCCCUCUUACUCGGAUCCUCUGGGACCUCUCCGUGCCGCCAAGCGUGAAGCCCCUUCCUUCCGUUCCCAGGGCAUCAGUAAAUCUGUGCUUCUCCAAUUGGGCCGAAAAAAAAGUGAGCCCACUUGGACUUGAAUGGUGACCUUGGGAAAAAGAGCAGGGGGCGCACUGGGUUUAUGACUCGUUCCGUAGCUUAAAUGAACAAAUAGUCACACUUUCUGGCAUGAAACAGUUUCAUAAAUCAGUGAUUGGUUCUCACAAUGGACCAAAUUUUGCUCCCCUUCAAGGUGUUUUGCCAGGCGUAUCAAUCAUUUUCCCCACUUUUUGGUUUCCCUUAAAGGGACAUGAAACACAAGUACAGUGGUAUGAAAAAGUAUCUGAACCUUUUGGAAUUUCUUACAUUUCUGCAUAAAAUCUCCAUAAAAUGUGAUUUGAUCUUUGUCAAAAUCACACAGAUGAAAAAACAUCUGGUUCAACUAAAAGCACCCCAAACAUUUAUAGGUUUUCAUAUUUUAAUGAGGAUAGCAUGCAAACAAUGACAGAAGGGGAAAAAAAAGUAAGUGAACCUUCUGGAGACUUAAAGAGCCAUUUAAACCAAUUUUUACCAAACAAUUUAAGUCAGGCGUGCGCCAGAUCACUGAUGAGUGGUUUAAAGCUACCCUGCCCACUAUAAAACACACACCUGGUAAGAAUUGUCUUGAUGAGAAACAUCGUCUGAUGUGCAUCAUGGCUCGGUCAAAAGAGCUUUCUGAAGACCUGCGAUCAAGGAUUGUUGAUUUGUAUAAAGCUGGUAAAGGAUACAAAACCAUCUCUAAAAGUUGGAUGUUCAUCAAUCGAUAGUCAGAAAAGUUGUCUACAAAUGGAGAGAGUUUGGCACUGUUGCUUCUCUCCCAAGGAGUGGCCGUUCAUCAAAGGCCAAGAAUUCAGCGCAGAAUACUCAGAGAGGUAAAACACAACCUUAGCAUGUCUGCUAAAGACUUACAGAAAUCAUUGGCACAGUCCAAUAUCUCUGAAGACACAUCAACUAUAUGAAAAACUAUGUCCAAGUAUGGUGUUCAUGGGAGGACUCCACGGAUGAAGCCACUGCUGUCUAAAAAAAACAUUGUUGCAAGUUCAAUGUUUGCAAAAAGUCACUUGGACACUCCACAGAAGUUUUGGCAAAAUAUUUUGUGGACUGACGAAACCAAAAUUGAAUUGUUUGAGAGUAACACACAACGUCAUGUGUGGAGGAAAAAUGGAACAGGUCACUAACAUCAACACCUCAUCCCCACCGUGAAGCAUGGUGGAGGCAGAAUCAUGAUUUGUGGCUGUUUUGCUGCCUCAGGGCCUGGACAACUUGCAAUCAUGGAGGGAAGAAUAAAUUCAAAAAUUUAUCAGGAUGUUUUUCAGGAAAACCUGAGGCCGUCUGUCAGACAGUUGAAGCUAAAAAGAGGAUGGGUGCUGCAACUAGACAAUGAUUCAAAACAGAGAAGUAAAUCAACUUCAGAAUGGUUUUAGAAGAACAAAAUACACGUUCUGGAGUGGCCAAGUCAAAGUCCAGACUUGAACUCCAUUGAGAUGCUGUGGCAUGACCUAAAGACAGGGAUUCAUUCAUCCCAGGAACCUGACUGAACUAUAGCAGUUUUGUAGAGAAGAAUGGGCCAAGAUUAUUCCUGAUCGAUGUGCCAGACUGAUCGGCAGCUACAGGAAACGUCCAGUUAAAAAUUAUUGCUGCCAAAGGGAGGGGGGGUAGCAAAUAUUAAAUGUAAUGGUUCACUUACUUGUUUUACCCCCUUCUGUCAUUGUUUGCAUACUAUCCUCAUUAAAAUAUGAAAACCUGUGAAUGUUUGAGUGGUUUGAGGUAAAGCAGACACUGUUUUUUCUUCUGUGUGAUUUUGACAAAGAUCAAAUCACAUUUGAUGGUGAUUUUAUGCAGAAAUGUGAGAAAUUCCAAAAGGUUCAGAUACUUUUUCAUACCACUCUAUAAAUGAUCUCUACGUGAAAGACGGUUACUCAAAGUAUCAAAAUAUGCAAAAAAAAUAAAUAAUUUUUUGGAUGCCCGUUAAUAGACAAAAAACACACACAAAAAAAAUUGGAACCAUUUUGGGACAUCAGUUAUAUUUAUAUAAUACACAUUGAUAGACUCGCGCAAAAGUGCAUGUGAUAAUGGGUAUGAUGACUUCACAAGGAAAGGCAGACAAUCUGUCAUACUCACAUUUGAUUGGCUAAAUUGAUAAAAUGUCUGCCCCAUGUGGGGCAACCAUUUCCUGGAAAUAGUGGCUUUUAUUGAAGAUUUUCACACAUCAGUAAUGUUUCAUAAACCUUUUCAGUUUAUAAACAAGGUUCUUUCUGCUGAUAUGCACAUGAUAUACCUUUAAGAGGGCCGUGAUGACUGACAACUACCAUCAUAUUAUCACAAUACGAAUGACAUUUUUUUCCACAGCAAACUGAAAUAGACUACAGAGAAGGAAGCCUCUUUUUGAAGAAUUGAGCACUGUUUACCAAAAUUCUGCUUGUUGUCAAGCGAGUUGAGUUCACUGCCUCCAUACAGUGCUUGUAUUGCAAGUUUGUGAGCACAAGUCAAAUGAACAAAAAAAAUAAAUAAAUGCACAUAAAUGUAAUCUUGUAAAGAAAAAAUCUAUGUCUUGUGUCGUCUGUAUGUUUACACGGAUUAGAAUAGCCAUGUUUUAUUUGCUUCAGGGUUUUUAAUGUUUUUGGAUUUUAUCGGUUUUAUUGUUUUAUUUGCUAGACUUCUAACGAGGUGCGCUGUUUUUGUUUAUUUUCUUUUUUUUUUUCUUAAUGUCAUUGUAUCAUACUUUCCUGCCUUUUAUUUAUCUUGAGUCAUGUUUUGUCGUAAAGCACUUUGAGGGCCUUUCAGGUUUUGUAAAGGGCUACAUAAAUAAAUUUGAUUGAUUGAUUGAUAUGUCAGGUCACAUGGGUUUCAAGAUACCAUUGCAUAUAAACGACUUAUUGGAACGGAUCUGGCCUCCAGGCCUCGAGUUUGACAUCUUUCACACAAUGACCUCUGCCAGUAGCUGAAACCUACGUAAACAGGUUAUGUAUCUGGUUUCGUUUUUCUGUCUGUAUGUUUAUGUUAAAGAUAACUAAAGAA